AUGGCUGGUAAUCCGACGGAGGAAUUGGAGCUGCUGGAACGUGUGCUCCUUCGACUGGGAUAUGCAGAUACGGACGAGCAGCUGCAAACCACCGUGAACAAGUUUCUCACUCCGGUUUUGAUUAAGAUAACUUCGCCGAACGAAAAUGUCCGCAAGAAGGUCAUGGAGAUUUUAACGCAUAUCAAUAAGCGGCUUAAAUCGAGGAAUCAAAUCCAGAUACCUCUGACACCACUCCUGGCGCAGUAUCAACAGGCUGAUUCAUUAUUUCUCAUUAACUUUGCAAUCAUCUACAUAACGAUGGGCUUCCCGCGAUUAACGAUCGCGGAACAAACGGAAUUCGCACCGGUACUAUUGAACUGCUUAGAGGGGAAACCGGAAUCACAUCAGGACAGAAUACUGAUGUUGGUAUUGCCCCUGCUUGGCGAGAUCAAGAUACCGGAAGAUCCGGAAAGCCGUGCGGAACUGCUAGGGUUGUCUAACAAACCGCACACUAAGCAGCAGCUUCUUUCGAUACUGAUGGAUGUGCUGCUGCUGCCGUACGGAACGCUUCCGGACAGUGACGUUCCACCCGGCAUGAGCGUGUAUUCGUUCAAGCGUGUUACUGCGAAACCUCCGAAGGCUGAGGAAUUGGAGCAGCUAAAGAAGGGUAUCGUGCGGUUUCUUUGCGGUGGUAUUUUUCCCGAGCCAGACAUUUUGGCACAUCUCGUGGUGGCGUCGGCUGACACAAGGUUUUCCGUUGCCACGCCGGCCAUUGGUGAGCUAAACAAGAUCUGCAGCUCGCUAGAAUGGACCGAUCCGAAGCUGUCGACACCGUUGUACACGCUCUUUACGGGCAACGGAUCGAAACUGCCCGAUCGUAAGACGAGUGGCGUCAGCGCUAGGGUACGGCAAAAGUUGCUCCAGCAUUUGCUGAAAUGCCGUGGCAAGGGGAUUAUCGUUGCAAACGGCAUACAGGUGAUCUUCGAGUCGCUGUUUGGAGUAAACACCAAUCAAAAGUGCAAGGUAUUGGCAUUACAGUUUGCUUAUAAGCUGAUUAACAAUGGAGAAACGGACUUGUUGAAUAAAAUAGCAAAGGUUUUGCUAACGGGACUGGCCAAACUUAUCGGCACGACAUCAGAGGAACCGAACGAGGUACAGAAUGCAGCAUACAGUGCCAUUGCGCAACUUGCCACCGUUUGUCCUACUGCUGUCAACGAGGACCUCCAUCUCGUUGGACAGUAUUUCAAUCAUUUGAAACAGGCUCCGGUCGAGCUGCAUUCAUCCAUCCGUGAGGCGUUGGUUGCAUUGGCUCAAGCGUUUGAUUGGCGAAAGCAAAUGCCUCCGGGGUCACAGGUAGAUACGGAAACCACUGACCAACAAGUUGCCAGCGGUUCUAAAAAGGGUGCCCCGAAACCAGUAUUCGUCCCGAAUGCCAACCAACAUCUGUUGCUGGCGUUGCUCGCGGAGAACGCGGAAUCGAAGCUUAGCAUCGUGCAGAAUGUGGCUUCGGUGUUUCUGAUCACAUGUUUCCCAGACUUCUACGUUCCCUCGCGCUAUCUUUUGCUCAUCAUCUGCGGCGAGAGCCCACAGUUGCGUGAAAUGAUGACAACGUACCUGUACGGUGUAUCAAAGAAAGAUCACGUAAAUUACGGUGCCAUUUUCUCGGUGGAGGAUUGUGCAAAGCAACAGUCGACGAGCUUGUUGUUAGCGGAAGAGGAGGGAAAGAAAAAUCCCUUAGCACCAACGAAUGAACCGAAGCGCAUUGUCUUACCAUCGUUUUGCGAUAUGGUGGAGUAUGUGUCAACAAAGUCGGAGCGGAAGGUGGCCACCAUCGUCGAUAGAAUGGGUUACGGUAAGGUAAAGCUUCCCUACGGAUUCGACACGUAUCUCGAGAUACUGGAUUAUCUGCGUAUUUGUAUGCUUUUCAAUGCGGGCGUUAAUAAACACCCCUCGGUCGAUGAUGAGGAUACGUUCAAGCUCACCGCUUUCCUACGGAAGCUAGUGGCCGACGGGCAUCGGGACACGAUUGUGAAGUACCACGAUCUCGUGCGCCGUUUGGUUAUCGCCCGGAAGGGUAUCACCGAACUGACAUGCUUGUACGACCUGGUAAAUGCGAUCCCGGAUGAACUGGUGGAGGAGAACCGUGAUCUGCUGCUAACGCUGGAAGCCUCGCUGAAGGAAAUUUCCGAACCGACACGAAUCCUCAUUGCGAAAGUGUACGGGAUUCUGCUGGCCUACGUAAGCAACGAUGAAGAGUUUGACCGACAGGUGAAGGAACUGCAAACUUUGGGUACGAAAUCGCUUGAAACCCGUCAUGGUUCCAUACUGGCGGCAUCGAACGCCGUCUACAGAAAAUUGUUGCUGAAAAAGAAUGCUCGUGAGUUGCCGGGUGAAGGCUGGAACACUCUAAAGGAUUUGAUCGAACUACUGGCUUCGUUGUUGAACGAACAGCAGUCAUUGCUUCAAUCAGCGGGUAUAAGAAGUCUCUGCUUAGUCGGAUCGUGCUCGGUUCUACCGCUUCCGGAGGAGGACCCUAAGAUGGAAACGGAUGGCGACGAAAAGGUCAAACCGGUCAAAAUGACAAAAGCUCUGCUGAUGGAAACGCUGAUGACGCUGCUGCAGAGUGCGCACACGAAGGCAAAGAUUCGCGAGGAUGCUGCUCACUGCCUCGGUUAUCUGGCCGUCGGCGAUCGGGAGUACUAUGCCCGGAAGGUGCUGUCUCGCUUUCUGGGAUUACUCAAGAUGACCAAAGAUCCCGCGUUGCAUAUUGCCAUGGGUCAGGCGCUUGCGUACACGUUGCAGGGUCUUCCCAAGUGCGAAACGGCAGACGGAACAGUAGGCAAUGUGGACGACGAUACGUUGUCAUGGUUCCUGAUCGAGUUAGUGAAGCAGGUGAAUGAAACACAUGCCUAUCUAAAGCAGGCGUGUGCCAUCUGGUUGCUGGCGAUAGUGAAAAACUGCACCCAACGUCGUCCAGUUCAGGAGCAUCGGCAAAUAUUGCAACUUGCACUUACCGACCUGCUGUGGGAGGACAAUGAACUCAUUCAGGACGUAGCGUCACGAGCGAUGGGUAUUAUUUUCUCACUCUCCGACAAUGAAAGCCAGGAGGAAAUGUCGAAUCUACUGAUCGAUCAGCUAAUUGGUGGUCGACGACAGGUGCAGAAAGUUGCCGCCGAUACGAAGUUGUUCGAGGAAGGCGUUCUCGGCAAGGCACCGACCGGAGGCAACCUUUCAACCUACAAAGAAUUGUGCAGCCUAGCUUCGGAUCUCAACCAACCGGAAAUGAUCUAUCAGUUCAUGCAGCUCGCCAACCACAACGCGACGUGGAACAGCAAACUCGGAGCGGCUUUUGGACUGCAGUCGAUUUCGAAGUCGGCCAAGCAGAAGAUGGAACCCCACCUGGGUAAGAUUGUGCCGCGCCUGUUCCGCUACAAGUACGAUCCGACGCCGAAGAUACAGAACCAGAUGAUUACCAUCUGGGAUACGGUCGUGUCGGACUCGAAGGCCACCAUAGAGCAGUACUAUUGGGAGAUACUGGAUGAUGUUUCGCAAAACCUAACCUGCAACGAGUGGCGUACGCGAAUCGCUUGUUGUCUUGCCGUACGGGACUUGAUCAAGCGCAGCAAUGGGUUGAAACUACGUUCGGAUACGGUCCUAAAGCGUAAAGCCUCGGGUAAUGAGGCGCAGGAAGAAGAUACAAGCAAAGCGAUGGAUACGGAUUUGAACCCCGUUCCGGAACCGGAGCUGCAGUACUUGUGGAGUCAGCUGUUUCGCGUGAUGGACGACAUUCACGAGGGAACUCGUCUUGCCGCCGAAGGAACCGCGAAUGUGCUGAGUAAGGUAUGCGUUGUGGCCGCAUCCAGUGAUCACAGCAAGUCCGGUUUAAACGUGGCAAGCUCCAUCAUUCCACUGUUUUUGGAGAAAGGUGUCACGAACACCGUCUUGGAAAUACGACGCCUCAGCAUUCGCACUCUGUCGGAGUUGAUUGAUUCGGCCGGGGCGCUUAUACUGCCCCAUCUGACCAGUUUGGUACCGUGUUUGCUGCAGGCAACGGGCGAGCUGGACUCAACGAAGCUCGCCACCCUUUCGACGAUGCUUUCGGGACAAUCGAGCAGUGGAACGCAGGAAGCAAUCGAUUCACUGCGUGCGGAAGCAGCCAAGCAACAUUACACGAUGGAAACACUUACCAAGUGCAUUCGCCACAUUGAUUACGUGACCAUGGAGCGCAUGACACCUGCCGUGCUGGAUUUACUGAAGACGAGUGUCAGUCUCGGUACCAAAGUGGCUUGCGCACACUUUAUCUGUCUCGUUUGCGUUCAUCUCGGUGCGGAAAUGCAGCCACUGACGAGCAAAUACCUGGGCGCUUGCUUCUCCAGCCUGUCCGAUCGUAAUGCCACCGUGCGAAAAUACUACGCCUCAGCCAUCGGCCACUUGAUCGGUACGGCCAAGGAGCAAUCGAUUGAGCGACUGUUCAAGAAGCUCGAAGAGUUGUACUUCGAACAGCAGGUUUCCCGAUCGAAAGCGGUUCCGCUGACAAUACAGGCCAUCAACAAGUGGCACCAGGAGGUGCUGAAGGACUACAGCGGGCACGUGCUGCCGCUGGUGUUUUUCGCCAUGCACGAGGAGGUAACGGAGGAGAGCAAAUCGACCGUUGAGCUGUGGCAGGAGCUGUGGCACGAAAUCAAUACCGGUGAUGCUGGGUUGCGGAUGAAUUUGGAUGCGAUCGUGACGAUCCUGGAAACGAAUCUGAACAAUCCUUCUUGGUUGCUAAAGGCACAGGCAGGGGCUGCUACCAAUACGCUUGCGUCAAAAAUGAGCGCCUCAUUGGACGAACCGGUGCGCCUUCGGUUGAUCGAUCUGAUUCUCAACAAUGUCACAGGCCGGACCUUUCUGGGUAAAGAAAAGUUGCUGCAGGCGUUGGCAGGUCUGUGCAAGAAAUUGAACCAAGAGGCGAGCAACCAUGGCCAGCGAAUAGUGGACGCGGUAAUGAAGGAAUGUCGCAAGGAGGAAGCCGUUUAUCGAACCCACGCCCUGCGCUCCCUUGGUAACAUUCUCGACGAGCUGAAGGUAGAUCGUUUCGAGGAGGUUUACAAUAUGGUUUGGCAUUUGCUGGACAAACAGCAGGACUCUAGCGAUAAGGCCGGUAGCUCGAACGACAAUGCGUCGGGCGAAUACGUGACCACGGAAGAGCGCAGCAAGCAGAUGCUCAUUCUUGUGCAGCUCAAAGAAACGGUCUGUGAAACUCUGGGUAAAGCAUGGCCAGAGAAUUCGAUCGAAACCCAGCGUCGCUAUCAGAAAAUGUUUGUUGAAAAGUGUGUCCAGUGUUUGAAAUCCAACACGCGCCAGGUGCAGUUGAGUUUGCUGCAGGCUCUCGGCCGGUUCCUGGAACGUUUGGCGUUGCUUCGCAAGGAGGAAGACAUGACCGUGAACACGAUGGAAGUAGAUGAAGCAGCCGAUGCCAGUGGACAAGGGGGAAAUCCCGAUGCCAGUGGACAAGGGGGAAAUCGUGAAAAGAAAGCUAAAGUCGACCAUGACCAAAAUGGCGUUUUGGAAUCAAUUUGUCGUAUCGUGCUAGCGGCGAUUGUUGAACUAUCGGCAAUUCCACACACUGGUCUCAAAAAGGAAGCCCUGAACAUAAUGCUCAUAUUGGCGAAGAAAUUGAAGGCUAAAGAAAGGGGAACGGUUGAUACGGAGAUGGCUUUAGUGCAGCAAACGUUUGCUCAAAUACUGACCCAGCUGCAGAAGGACACAGCGCCUGAAGUAAAGUGCCGCCUAAAGGACCUGGAGGACAAGCUGAAGUAAACGUAUAUGAACUUUGAGGGCGAGAGAUAGGUUGGAUCAUUGGACUUUGUGGAUACUUAAAGAUUGCAUCAUUUAGUUUUCAAACGGUGUGAUGGAAAUGUCGCUGUAAAGACAUUCAAACAUAAUUAACACAUUAAACAGGUAUGUGCGAGCAU
Molecule: messenger RNA, 5936 nt
Organism: Anopheles coustani
Lineage: Eukaryota; Metazoa; Arthropoda; Insecta; Diptera; Culicidae
Product: proteasome-associated protein ECM29 homolog
Exons: 10
Coding region: 1-5781 (1926 amino acids)
Biological process (GO): proteasome assembly
Cellular component (GO): nucleus; cytoplasm
Molecular function (GO): molecular adaptor activity
Source: RefSeq, a predicted model, not a curated record